This is a messenger RNA of Zingiber officinale, 1263 nucleotides long. RefSeq names its product mitochondrial uncoupling protein 1-like. Gene Ontology annotation, molecular function: oxidative phosphorylation uncoupler activity. NCBI's taxonomy places the organism in Eukaryota, Viridiplantae, Streptophyta, Magnoliopsida, Zingiberales, Zingiberaceae. Bases 134 to 1051 code for a protein of 305 amino acids. The record is from RefSeq and is a predicted model, not a curated record. Gene Ontology annotation, cellular component: mitochondrial membrane. Gene Ontology annotation, biological process: mitochondrial transmembrane transport; mitochondrial transport. The transcript is spliced from 9 exons.
UCAGCAUAUACGGUGGCCAAAUUGGUUCUCUUCUUUUCGGGCGCCAAAUCCCUCGCUAUUAAAACCCUGAAUCGAACGAUCAAUCUCUUCUCCUUCUUCCGGCUUUACGGAUUUGUGCUGAGCUGCUGCUGCCAUGGGCGAUCACGGCUCCAAGAUCGAGAUCUCCUUUGCUGGGAGGUUCGCCAGCAGCGCCAUCGCCGCCUGCUUCGCCGAGAUCUGCACUAUCCCUCUGGACACUGCAAAAGUCAGGCUUCAGCUGCAGAAGCAAGCAUCUACGGAUGCCUCAGCCAUGCCAAAGUACAGAGGAAUGUUGGGCACUGUCGCAACCAUCGCAAGGGAGGAAGGGGCGACGGCCCUCUGGAAAGGCAUUGUUCCCGGGCUGCAUCGUCAAUGUGUUUUUGGAGGGCUGCGAAUCGGGUUGUAUGAGCCUGUUAGAAAUUUUUAUGUCGGUGAGAAUCAUGUGGGAGAUGUUCCUCUGUCUAAGAAAAUACUUGCUGGACUCACAACUGGUGCACUUGGGAUCACUGUGGCAAAUCCAACUGAUCUUGUAAAAGUUCGUCUCCAAGCUGAAGGAAAGCUUCCACCAGGCGUACCUAGACGGUAUUCAGGAGCACUGAAUGCUUACUCAACAAUUGUCAGGCAGGAAGGGUUUGGGGCUCUCUGGACUGGUCUUGGGCCUAAUAUUGCACGUAAUGCCAUUAUAAAUGCUGCUGAAUUGGCUAGUUAUGAUGAAGUCAAGCAGACAAUUCUGAAAAUUCCUGGAUUUACAGACAAUGUUUUUACUCAUCUGCUAUCUGGUCUAGGUGCUGGAUUUUUUGCUGUUUGUAUCGGUUCUCCUGUUGAUGUGGUUAAGUCAAGAAUGAUGGGAGAUUCAGCAUACAGAAGCACUGUAGAUUGUUUCGUCAAGACUAUGAAAAAUGAAGGACCUUUGGCUUUUUAUAAAGGCUUCCUUCCAAACUUCGGUCGCCUCGGAUCAUGGAAUGUCAUAAUGUUCUUGACUUUGGAACAGGUCAAAAAGCUCUUUGCAAAAGAAGUUCCAGAUAAACAUUGAGAAACUGUCCAGAUUCAGGUGAAUAAAAAGAGCAUUAAUUAGUGCAUUCGAAUCAUCAAUUUAUAGCAAAGGACAGAAUGAUUUCUUCAGAUCUUAUUGAGAUUAAACAUUGAAAUCUUAUUAAUGCUCAUAUUUUUUGGUCAUUAUCAACUCAAAGCUUUGAUAAUUACUUUUGUUAAUUUGCUUUAAAAACAAUUUGGCAUUCCCUUUGA